This is a messenger RNA of Tachyglossus aculeatus (Australian echidna), 1135 nucleotides long. RefSeq names its product Spi-B transcription factor (gene SPIB). Gene Ontology annotation, cellular component: nucleus. The record is from RefSeq and is a predicted model, not a curated record. The transcript has 5 exons. Gene Ontology annotation, molecular function: sequence-specific DNA binding; DNA-binding transcription factor activity, RNA polymerase II-specific. Gene Ontology annotation, biological process: cell differentiation; regulation of transcription by RNA polymerase II. Bases 2 to 943 code for a protein of 313 amino acids. NCBI's taxonomy places the organism in Eukaryota, Metazoa, Chordata, Mammalia, Monotremata, Tachyglossidae.
CAUGCUCGCUCUGGAGGCUGCACACUCCGUCUCUCCCUCCGGAGUUCUGGCAGUGGGAAAGGGUGCGCCUUUUCCCUGGCUCUGGCUGGGGAGGGGUCCCGGGGCCGAGAUGGCUUCCGCUGAGGGGGACGGCCGCUUCUCCCCCUCCCACCUCCAGUACCCCGAUAGCCUCUUCUAUGACCUGGACACCGCCAAGCCCAACCCAGGGGGGCUCCCCCACAACUACGCAGACCCCGACGGGAUGCCUGACUCCCUCUGGAGCUGGAUGGAGCCCCCGCCGGGCCCCGGCUACGAGACCCUGGACCCCUCAGUGGCCACCAGCGCCCUGCAGUUCACCCAGCUCCACAGCGUACAGCUCUCCUACCUGCCCGGAACCUAUGGGCCCACCGGGCCCGGGGGGCCGGGCGGGCCGGCCCUCGACUUCCCUCCGGUCCCCGAGCCCCCGGCCCUGGGGCUGGGGCCUUACCCCGAGGUGGAUUACAGCAGCCAGCCUCCGGGACUCCCCUUCCCGCCAUUCCCACCGUUCCCCAGCCCGCCUCUGUCCGAGGAGGAGGAGUUCCCGCUGGACGGCCCGGCCUUGGAGGUGUCCGACAGCGAGUCAGACGAGGCUCUGGCGGCUGGAGGGGAGGGGGCCGGAGCCGAUGCAGGUGCCAGGAAGAAGCUGCGCCUCUACCAGUUCCUGCUGGGGCUGCUGACGCGGGGCGACAUGCGGGAGUGCGUGUGGUGGGUCGAACAGGGCUCGGGGGUCUUCCAGUUCUCCUCCAAGCACAAGGAGGCCCUGGCCCGCCGCUGGGGCCAGCAGAAGGGCAACCGCAAGCGCAUGACUUAUCAGAAGCUGGCCCGGGCCCUGCGCAACUACGCCAAGACCGGCGAGAUCCGGAAGGUCAAGAGGAAGCUCACCUACCAGUUUGACAGCGCUUUGCUGGGGGCCCCCCGGCUGUGAACCGUCCCCCGGCCCACCGGGGAAGCGCGGGAAAAGAUGAGGGACCCGGCCUUCAGGCUCCUACUCGACGCUGCCGGGGAGGACAGGCCGAGCGCCGGGUCCCCGGCCCCUUCCGAGCCGCCCCCCUCCCCAGGGAAGCCCUCCUGGCUUCCGCAGCUCAGCAGCCCGAGGCCCCGAAGGGACCAGACUGGG